CAAAGUAAAAUAAUACUCUUGAAAUACUCUAGGCAGUGACCUUGGUUUUACAACUAGUCGACAGGCUCUUUACUUUUCAGCUGGAUUUGUGGUUUUUCCAAAGAAGUUCAUACAGGAAUCUAAAUGGCUGAAGCAGUUGUGUCAAGUGCUGUAGGAAGGCUCACUGAUUUAUUGAUUGAUGAAGCUCAACUUCUUCUUGUGGUAAAAGAUGAAAUUGAACAAGUGGUGACCGAGCUCAGGCGGAUGAUGACAUUCUUAAGAGAUGCUGAUUCAAGGAUAGAUGAAGACAAUGUCCGAAACUUGCUUGCAGGUGUACGAGAGCUGGCCUAUGAUGCUGAACAUGUCGUUGAAACUUUUGUCCUUAAAGCUUCAUUCUCUGGGAAAACAAUUCAGUGGAUAACCAAAUUUAAGUUUUCAAGAAAUAUCAAAGAAUUACAAAGACAGAUGUCUCUCCUCUUCACAAACUUUCACGAUUUUAAUAUCAAAUCAACAUUAGAAUCCCAUGAAUUAUCAAGUUCCUUGUACAGAACAGCAGGAAGGCUAAAACGAUUUUGCUCUUACACUACUGUUGAACCAGAGUUAUUUGUUGGAUUUCACAAAGAUGUUGAUAGCUUGGUGGGACAUUUGGUGGAUGAAAGUGAUGAUUGUCACCGGCUUAUAUCUAUUUGUGGAAUGGGCGGUCUUGGUAAGACGACUCUAGCUCAAAAAAUCUACAAUCAUUCCACCAUCAAGACUUACUUUUCUGGUUUAGCCUGGGUUACCAUUUCGCAGAAGUGGCAAACAAAACUUGUGUUGCAGCGGAUUCUUAUAUGCCUCGUCCCUGAGAAGAAAAGGGAAAUUCUUGAAUCAGACAAUGACAAGCUAGUGGAGGAUCUCCUCCAAAUCCAGCAACAGAGAAAAUGCUUGAUAGUGCUUGAUGACAUAUGGUCAGCUGAUGCUUGGGAUUCCUUGAAAGCAGCCCUGAAAGUUGAAAAUUCCGUGAGCAAAUUACUUCUCACAAGCCGAAGCAUUGAUGUUGCUACUUAUGUAAAUCCCAAAGGCUACAUUCACCGACCAGAAUUUUUAAGUCAAGAACAAAGUUGGGAGCUACUUCAGUUGAAAGCCCUAAUUCCAAGAGGAGAUUAUCUAGACAUCAGGGAUAUUAAAAAGAUGGAAGAACUAGGAAGAGAAAUGGUUAGAAGUUGUGCCGGUCUUCCAUUAGCCAUAAUGGUUCUGGGCGGAAUUCUUGUGACAAAACCAUCUCUUAUAGAGUAGGAGAAGGUAUAUCGUGAUAGUAUGGCAUCCAUCAGGAGGGGAAGUGGAUUAGGAGAAAAUCAUCAAAGGAUAGUAUUUGACGUUUUACGUUGGAGUUACAAUGACUUACCCCCUCAACUGAAACC
This is a messenger RNA of Daucus carota subsp. sativus, 1379 nucleotides long. Its product is annotated as putative disease resistance protein At1g50180. The transcript is spliced from 2 exons. Bases 124 to 1254 code for a protein of 376 amino acids. Gene Ontology annotation, biological process: defense response to other organism. Gene Ontology annotation, molecular function: ADP binding. The record is from RefSeq and is a predicted model, not a curated record. NCBI's taxonomy places the organism in Eukaryota, Viridiplantae, Streptophyta, Magnoliopsida, Apiales, Apiaceae.